AAGGAACCUGCCUGUACUGUCCCAAAGGUAAACAGAAUAUGCCAGCCAUGAGUAAAGUCCAAUGGGGAUCAUGCAGUAGCAACAACCAAGCUUGACAAAAAGGAUUUAGAUCCUAGAUUUGGUCUAUUACCCACAGACAGAGGCUGUGAUAUUAUGGAUCUUCUACACAGCUGGGGGGUCGAGCUGGUGGUCCAUUUGCAGACCAAAUACAGCUCGUAUGAGGGCUUGUUCAGCCUGGCGUCCAUGGUGGCUGAUCUACACACUACUUUCUUCUGGUUCUUCCCAAUCUGGUUCCACCUGCGCAGGGAUACAGGACUCAGGCUCAUUUGGGUGGCGGUGAUCGGGGACUGGCUUAAUCUGGUGCUGAAAUGGUAGGGUGUUAAAAUGAAACCACAAAUUCAACCAAAAGACAUAAAAAACAAACAAUUGCAUCCAUAGUUUUUUGCUCUUUCAAUGGCAGGGUUCUGUUUGGAGAAAGGCCGUACUGGUGGGUUCAUGACACCCUCUUUUACGGAGCAGGACCGACCCCUGCUCUGCGGCAGUUUCCCAUCACAUGUGAGACUGGACCAGGUGAAUAUUACCGAACGGAGCGCAUGAUGGUUGUCUUUUUCAUGUAGAACUGACUGAGUUUGACCGUUACUGUGAAAUGACUAAUCUGGCACAGUGAACUAUCAGCCUAGUGAGGCUCAGAUGGAACCUGAAGUGUUUGCCGAGUGAAAUGGAUAUCAUCUAAAAUGUGAUAACAAGGCUAUAAAUUACAGCACCUUUGUCCUUUUAUUAUGCUUCAAAUCUUUCAAUCUGAGUAUACUGAUUUGGAUUAUACAAUAUCCCCCUUUGAUCAACACACUUGACUGAGUAUAAUUUCUGUCAGCACUUGUUCACAUAGAUUUACAGUAGUUCAGCACUUUAGUUAACGGACAGUUGCAAUAUCACAUUUUUACGUCACUCAUUGUGCUCUAAAAAAAAACCCCAGACCAUCCAAAAUUUAAGGGAAAAAAACAAUGUCAAAUUAUGGAAAGCAAAAGAGCCUUGAAACUUGUUACUUCAUCAGCUUCACAAAUAAACAAAACUGACUUACUUACAUGUUGUCAUCCAUUUCUAGUCAUGUUCGAAGUUUAAUCCAGGUCAGGAACUUCUUUAGAGAGAUUGCCUCAUUAAGCAGUUGUUUCUUAUGCUUUUAUUUUGAUGUUAUUACUAGUUUUCUUUAUAUCCUGUAUUGUAAAAACAUGCCUUAUACCUGUGUCUUACUUUAGUGCCCCCUGCUGGGUACCACAUAUUGUGUUGAUUUGUAGUUAGCCCAACUUGUUGAAAGUUGAUCGAUGUGGUGAUCAACAUUGAGUAAACUUCUAUAUAUAAUACCAAAAUCUUUCGUGAUGAUAUUGAUCAUGCUCUCAAGCUAGCCUGUAGCAACAGUUUGUGGUGUAGCGACGCUAUCCCACAGUUAGCUAAGUUUUUGCUUUAUGUGUUCAAUCAUUUUUCAGAUUUCUUCUGGGAGAGCUAAUAGACCUCUGUUGUUAUUUGAAUAAACCCUAACCCUUUAAUAUGAAUGACUGAGUUAAUCGAUGUGGUAGGAGCACAAUAAUUUCCCAAACGACUAAUCACACAUGACAUUUUGGUCAUUUGUUGUUUAGUAUGUUUUGAUGUGUCACCAUCUUGCAUGAUAAAGUUAUAAAAAUCAACAUUAAAGCUGGAAUAGUAGCUGAUUAAAACUGUAAAUAAGUCAGAGUGUAUUUCUGCAGGAAGCCCUUCGGGUCACGCUAUGGGUGCCGCUGGGGUUUGGUAUGUGAUGGUAACAGCAACAUUGGCUACUGCGACAGAGAAGCAAUGCCCCCCUCUGCUAUACAAGUGAGUGUGGUAAUACCUGUAAAACGUGGACAAAUAUGCAUCUAGAUUACCGUUUUGUGUCUGUAAAUAUUUGUUCACUUUCUGUUAGAUUCUUGCAGGCAGGACUUUGGAGUCUAAUGGGUCUGAUAUUGGUGGUGGUCUGCAUGUCAAGAAUCUAUGUGGCGGCCCAUUUUCCACACCAGGUCAUAGCAGGAGUCAUCACAGGUUAGUUGAGUCAAAAACAUUUGUUUGAAGAUGUGUUCAUGAAACUUUUCGGUGAGUUUUGUAAAUUAACCGUAGAGGGCCUGUUGCUCCAUGGUCCAUGACACUUUGCAACGAUGCAGUGUUCCUUCUUCUGUAAUUUUGUUGCAGGAGUACUUGUAGCGGUGGUUGUCUCCAAGCAAAGAAGCAUCUACAGUGCCAGCAUGAAGAGGUAUUCCUAUAUCACCCUCUUUUUGACCUCCUUUGCCGUUGGCUUCUACGUCCUGCUCAAAUUUUUGGGUGUGGACCUUCUUUGGACGAUGGCAAAGGCCCAGAGGUGGUGUGUGACACCUGAGUGGGUCCACCUGAACACCACACCCUUCGCCAGCCUCCUGCGUAACAUGGGCACCCUGUUUGGCCUGGGUCUUGGUUUGCACUCGCCUCUCAACACGACGACCAAGAAGACACACAGUUUCAGAGUGGGAUGUGUCCUAGUCUCCUUAUUUCUUCUACAGCUGCUGGAUGGGUGGACAUUUUCCUCAGAAAAUCUCGUGAGUUUUUAUUUCCUGUGUUUUGGUAAAAAUACAGUUGCACUUUCAAUCCCAACCACUCUGGUGCCCUGGGCUCUCAGCGGGAUUUUCAGUGGAAAGAAAGAAGACAAGAACUUGUGAUCGAGAACCAAACUGUGGUUCGAAGUUAAUAACAAACACAGUUUCUCUUUAUUUUCUGUAUCAUUUCACUUUAUGUGUUACUGUUGUAUUCAGAAGACGGACAUUUUCUUGUGGCAUCUUGAUAAUUUGAGGAGCUUGAACACUUUGAUAAUGUUGUACGGCAGAUUCUUAGUUUAAAAUAAGGGAAUAUAAUUAUUUCUGUUGCUGUAUUUACUGUUUUUGAACUGAUAGACAAGAAAAUGUAGACAAGGUAUUCAAAGGAAGACAAGACUCACGCACAAAACAGCCAGUUCAUAGCUAAAUUAGCUAGCCUUAGCCACUCAUACCUUUCCUAUUAUCUCCUUGAACUAAAAAACUUUAAGGUUAACUAAGGAGCUUAACAUUAGCUGUUGUCUGGCAUAAGCUCCAGGCAUUUUAACCACAAGUUAGCAUGUCACAUCUUCUUGUAGCUUGUAACUUGUAGACUUACUAAACGAAACAAGCACAAUGUUAGCUAGCUCUGGAUUUGCUAGCUAGUUACAUUUGCACAAAGCUAGACAGUUUCCUCAUUUCUAGAUUUCGCACUUCCUGUUUCAGACUUUCAAAACGUAUUUCUGGUGGCUCCUUUAUGUUUGUUUUUCAUCUGCUCAGGACUUUUGUAAAACUUCAUUUUUAUACAAACAAAGUUAGCGAACAAGACCUAAAAUUUUGUCUUUGUCUUGCUUGAAUAAUGUAAAAAAAAAUAUGUUGUUAGCAAUAGGAAUAAAAACUGUUUUAUAACCA
This is a messenger RNA of Xyrichtys novacula (pearly razorfish), 3458 nucleotides long. The record is from the annotation of a GenBank genome assembly. Lineage: Eukaryota; Metazoa; Chordata; Actinopteri; Labriformes; Labridae.